AUGGAACACUCAUCAGUCUUUGUGCGAAGAAGCUCCGAUUUCAUUGUCGUCAUUCUCUUUCUCAAUCUCAUCUCCGUCGUCUCCUCCGACGAACUUGUCUUCCUUGUGGGAGAAACUGUGUCACAGCAAGUGACUCCGAGAACAGAGGUGGUGAUGGAUUCUUCUAACAGAACAUCGAUAUGUGAGAGGUUACAUGUCAAUGGAUUACAAAGGCUUGAGCACAUUGAUAAAUACGCACAUUCACUUAAGUUGAUCCUUUCGAGCAACAUAUCCAACAAUCCAAGAACAAGCAUAGACGUUUGCUUCCACAGAAACUCGUCGCGUGGGAUUGGAAUGUGCCCUCAUAAUCAGUGGAAGAGACUAUCCAAAGGCUCAUGGGUUGGGGUAAUGUCACCAUUCGACUACAAGAUUCUCGAUAUAAGAACAUUUGGUGGCUCAGGCUCAUCUAAAGCAAUCACCUUGGAAUUUUCUGCCAAACAAGAGUUCUUCAUGUACCGUAUAGUGUUUUUAGUGAUGGGGGUUGUGUUGCUGAGUUUUUCUUCUACGUUGAGUAUCUCAUUGGCGUUUUACUACUUUUGUGCCAUGUCUAUGGGGAUUAUCAUUCUUGUUACUCUUUUCAUUUCUCAGGGGGUUAAGAGACUCCCAAGUAGAGGGAAGAGUCGGCUUGAGUUGUUUCUUUACUCAUCCAUGAUUGGUGUGGGAGGUUACUUUCUUCAAUACAUACACGGUUUAAUUCAACAUCUGCUAAUGCAGAUAGGAAUCAGUGAAGAUUUGUACAACACUCUGGUGACUCUUCUGGGUGCGUUUGUGUGUUUGUUUGGAGCAUGGUCAGGAUUCUGGACUGUCAAGAGACUUCUUGUGACUAAAUAUGGUUCUAUUGACAUUACCACAUCAAUCUUUGUCUCUUGGACCAUCCGAGCUUUUGCCGUUCUUCUGAUCCUUCAGAGCUCUGUAGAUCCUUUGCUUGCUGGAGGAGCGUUGAUAUCUGGAAUUCUAAUCUCACAGCUUCUAAAGAGUAUCAGCAGAAAGAUGUUAUCGCAAAGAAUCUAUGAGCAAGAUGAUGAAACUGAGAGUUGUAGCCAUGCUACUACCACCUUUGCUUCUCCUUUUCCUAAAGGAAUCAACAAGAAGUUGCCGAGGACAAUAAUACCACUAUCUGAUUCAGAUACAUUUCCUUCUUCAUUCCACAAAACACCACAAGGGAGAAGAAAGUUAACCAAGGAAGAGUUGGAGAAGUUCAGUAGAGAGAGCACGGAAAAGGCGGUGAUGGAACUGGUUUCUUCACCCGGUUUUGGCGAAUGGGCGGCGAAAAACGCUAAAAGAAUCAGCGUUAAUCCAAGAGAGGAAUCGUCCGGUGAAUUGACUGAUACGGUUAAGCGGCGGAGAUGGCUUCUGAAAAGCUGA
This is a messenger RNA of Microthlaspi erraticum, 1404 nucleotides long. The record is from the annotation of a GenBank genome assembly. Lineage: Eukaryota; Viridiplantae; Streptophyta; Magnoliopsida; Brassicales; Brassicaceae.